Messenger RNA from Lymnaea stagnalis (great pond snail), 1890 nucleotides. Lineage: Eukaryota; Metazoa; Mollusca; Gastropoda; Lymnaeidae. The record is from the annotation of a GenBank genome assembly.
GAAGACUUCAAGUUUGAUGAACCAGCUGCCAGGGAGUCCCAAACUUUCAUUCCUGUCCUUCAAAAAUGCAUUUCAUGGCCGCUGCAUGGGUGAGUUGGAACACGUGGGCCCCGGGUUGAGAGCCCUUGUUUUAGUGGUACCCUCCAUUCAUAUGGAUCACGUCAGGUAUCAACAUUCCGAGGUCACUGACGCGUAUCCCUUGUGCCAACAGGUGCCCUGGCGAUGAGCCACGCCAAUUUGUUCCACAAACUGGACUUCCCCGUGCCCGACUGGCCAGUGGCGACUUUUCCCCGCCUCAAAUAUCCACUGGAUGAGUUCACCAGGGAGAACGAUCGGGAGGAGCAGACGUGUCUUGACGAGGUGAGGUACACAGGUGUGUGGAUGUGUGUACUCUUCUUGACAAUGUACACAGGUGUGUGGAUAUGUGUACUUGUCUUGACGAGGUAAGUGUGUGUACGUGAAGGUCUAGCGUGCCCCGGCGUUAUCUUUGGAGUGGCACAAAAUCAUUAAAAAGUAAUUGAGGAAAAAAAAGAUUUUAUUAUAUAAAAACCCCAGGUUUUGACAUUUCUGUAGCAACUGUUUUUUUACGGUUGAGGUAACUGGCCCCACGCCAACCCUCCUCCUUUUGCAUCCGGGCUUGGGACGCAUUUAUUUGUGCUAUUAAAGAAAAUAUGGGCGUCGAAGAAGCUGAAGCCGAAAAUAAAGUCAGAAUAUUUAACUCAAAUGUCAAAACAGUACUACUACAUGGAGCAGAAAUUUGGAAAACAACUGCGAGCAUUAAGCAGAAAGUACAGACCUUCAUAAACACAUGCCUUAGAAAGAUCCUGAACAUCAAAUUGCCACAUACCAUUACCAAAAAAAAAAUCUACUAGAAAGACUCACCAGGUGCCCAUCGACGAAGACAUCUUAAUGAAAAGAUGGCGGUGGAUAGGGCAUACUCUCCGAAAACCCACCGAUAGCAUCACCAGACAAUCCCUAACAUGGGAUCCACAGGGGAAAAGAAAGAGUGGAAGGCCAAAGAAUACAUGGAGACGCGAUCUAGAGGCAGACACGCAAAAUAUGGGAUACACCUGGAAGCAAAUGGAAAGGAAAGCACAGGACCGUGAUGAGUUGAGAAUUCUUGUGGAGCCAUCAGAACAGGGUGCCACCAGAGCAUCGUGUCACUAAAGCAGGGUGCCACAAGAGGCAUAGCUACGGAGGGGGUGUUGGGGGGGGGGGAGAUGUCCCCGGGUGCUAGCGCAGUGGAGGUAAGCAAAAAAUGGGCUAUAAUGGUAUUUUAUUAUAAAAAUAAUGUAUUUGUUUAAAUUGACGGGUGCGUAAAAAUGAAUAUUUUCAAUGGGUGCCAGACACUACAGCUACGCCCCUGCAAGGGUCGCCACCUCUUUCUGUCGUCUGCUACAGUGAGAGCUGGCCGUAGACUUGGGUUUCUAUUCCGCACAUCAGUUUCUACAAUUGUUCUUGUGCCAGGUUUCUGUGGGUCUCCCGGAAUUUUCUUUCCCUGGGUUGUCCAUCUUAGUGCUCCUGUCCUGUGAAGUGAACUUGGUGGCUAAGCUACCUCCAAAGACUUUCCUCUAUUACUUACUUCCACAUUAGUCAUUCCCGAUCAAGAAAAUAGCUUUAAUUUUUUUUUUCAAGGCUGGAUUUUACCAUUUUGAAGGGGCGCACGCGGCUCGUGGGUUGGGGACCCUCGGGUUAAACAUAUUUUUUUUACAAAGCUAACAACCACCAUUGUUGUUAAAUGUGUAAUUAAAUAACGUGUGUCCAGCGUAAUGUUAUAACGUGUCACCAUAUUUGUGAUCCCGUCAAGGUACGAGAUCUCAUCGCUAAGUACAAGAGGCGGGGAGAGCCUGUGGCGGGAAUUUGUGUGGAGCCGAUACAGGCCGAUGGGGG